Aethina tumida (small hive beetle) is the source of this 2006-nucleotide messenger RNA. Its product is annotated as glycerol kinase. The coding region runs from base 80 to 1792 and encodes 570 amino acids. Gene Ontology annotation, molecular function: glycerol kinase activity. The record is from RefSeq and is a predicted model, not a curated record. Lineage: Eukaryota; Metazoa; Arthropoda; Insecta; Coleoptera; Nitidulidae. Gene Ontology annotation, biological process: triglyceride metabolic process; glycerol metabolic process; glycerol-3-phosphate biosynthetic process. Gene Ontology annotation, cellular component: mitochondrion. The transcript is spliced from 12 exons.
UGUCAAAAUGUUAACCUUUGGUAGAUGUUGCAAAUUUUAAUUUUUGGAGAAAACCGGUAUUAAAAAUAACAAUAUUAAAAUGUGCGAGCCAAAAAAUUACAUACCUUUGUCGACUUACGGAACUUUAAUUGGAGCUAUAGAUCAAGGAACUUCAAGUACUCGUUUCCUGGUAUUUUCAUCUAAAACUGCAGAAGUCCUAACUUAUCAUCAAAUUCCCGUAUCUCAUAUUAUACCACAAGAAGGAUGGUUCGAACAAGACCCAAUGUUACUACUACAAACAGUGAUUGACACCAUAGAUGUUACUUGUGAUAAUCUAGACAAAUUAAAUAUUAACUUUGAAAAUAUUGCUGCAAUUGGAAUAACAAAUCAAAGAGAGACAACAGUGUUAUGGGAUAAAUUCACUGGCAAACCACUUUACAAUGCUUUAGUGUGGAUGGAUAUGAGAACAUCUAGUACUGUGGAUAAAAUUCUUCAAAAUGGAAAGCACAAACAGAAUUUCCUACAAAACAAAUGUGGACUUCCAGUCAGUACUUAUUUCAGUGCUUUAAAAAUUAGAUGGCUGAUGGAUAAUGUUCCUGAAGUUCAAGAAGCCAUAGAUGAAGGUAGAUGUUUAUUUGGAACAAUUGAUACUUGGCUAAUAUGGAACUUAACUGGAGGUGUUCGUGGUGGAGUGCACUUGACUGAUGUAACAAAUGCUUCCAGAACAAUGCUGAUGAACAUAGAAACUUUGAAAUGGGAUCCACAACUGUGCAAAGUCUUUGGAAUACCCAUGAAAAUACUGCCAGAAAUUAGAAGUUCCUCAGAAAUAUAUGGACACAUUUGGUUUGUUAGCAAACUUGUUGGUGUGCCCAUAUCUGGAGUUUUAGGUGAUCAACAGGCAGCACUGGUGGGGCAAAUGUGUUUGAAACCUGGCCAAGCAAAGAGUACUUAUGGAACUGGCUGUUUUAUACUAUACAACACAGGACCAAAUAUGGUGAGAUCUACCCAUGGCUUAUUGACAACUGUGGCAUAUCAGCUGGGUAAAAACAAGAGACCUGUUUAUGCUUUAGAAGGUUCAGUUGCAAUUGCAGGAAUAUCAAUGAAAUGGCUAAGGGACAAUUUGCAAAUAUUAGAUAAUGUAGGUGAUUCAGCAGACCUAGCACAAUCAGUGGGAAGUGUUGGAGAAGUUACAUUUGUGCCUGCUUUUUCUGGGUUAUAUGCUCCCUAUUGGAGAAAGGAUGCUAGAAGUGUGAUAUGUGGACUGACUGAAGAAACUCAACCAGGCCACUUGGUUAAAGCAGCUUUGGAAGGCAUUUGUUUUCAAGUCAGGGAUGUUCUAGAAGCUAUGACUUUAGAUUGUGGCUAUCCUCUUCAUACAAUGCUUGUAGACGGCGGGAUGACCGUCAACGAUUAUUUAAUGCAAAUGCAGGCGGAUUAUUGUGGAAUACCAGUUGUGAGACCAACAAUGUUGGAGACCACUUGUCUGGGUGCUGCCAUUGCGGCCGGAAUGGCGGCCGGUAUCCAAGUAUGGACUUUGGAUAAGAUUCAGCCAGUCCCCAGUGACACAUUCACUCCUUCAAUUAGUGAAAAUGCCAGAGACGUUAAAUACUCCAGAUGGAAGAAGGCAAUAAAAAGGAGUUUGGGUUGGGCCGUCGAAGAAGCCGAUCCAGAACGUAAAAAUUUGCCAAGAUUAAGUGAUUCGGGGGAGCCGUCUUCAGGUGACCAAAUAUUGAAGUCGGUGCCCGCCGGAUUGUUUUUGUUCGGGACGGCUGUGAUGCUGAUAGUUGCAGACCUGCUUGCCAAGAGGAAAUAAGUGCCAUUUGUGUAUUUUCAUGAAGUAGUAUUUAUCGUGAACAGCUGCAAAUAUGUAUCGAAUUGUGUUUAUUUAAUGCCAAAGAAAUGAUUCAUUUGUAUAAUUUGUCAAUCCUGCUUAAGACUGACCAUAAGGCAUUUAAUUAUUUAUUACUAGCCACGGUUAUUGUGUCAUAUUAUUUAAUGUGAUUUGUAAAAUAGAUUUUUUAUCUUUA